Oncorhynchus masou masou (cherry salmon) is the source of this 5309-nucleotide messenger RNA. RefSeq names its product neuroblast differentiation-associated protein AHNAK-like. NCBI's taxonomy places the organism in Eukaryota, Metazoa, Chordata, Actinopteri, Salmoniformes, Salmonidae. The transcript is spliced from 6 exons. Gene Ontology annotation, biological process: regulation of RNA splicing. Gene Ontology annotation, cellular component: costamere; cytoplasm; nucleus. Bases 314 to 4807 code for a protein of 1497 amino acids. The record is from RefSeq and is a predicted model, not a curated record.
GUAUAGGUGUAGCCUAACCUGUUCUCCAGCUCAGGUGGUGGUCAGAGAAGGCAUUUAACUGACAGAUCCUCUUAAAUUGACAGAACAGCUGAGGUUCAGAGGAGACAACAUUGCCUGGGCUUUUGGAGGACUCUAAGACGUUGACAAGGCUUAAAAGUCUUUCUUUAGCCGGACUCCUCCCCUUCAUCUACACCGACUGAAGUGGAUUUAACAAGUGACAUCAAUAAGGGAUCAUAGCUUUCACCUGGUCAGUCUGUCAUGGUUAUAGUGAACAUUUUUCUUGAUAUGCUGCUGUAAAUAUACUUCAGAAAUCAUGAAUGGGGAAAGUCAUCAAAGAUGUUAUUCCGAAAGCUUGGUCCUGGAGGAUUCAGACAGAGGAGGAGUUGUCAUCACGGGAAUCACAGACCCUAGAGUGACUAAUAAGAGUGGCUUGAAAGAAGGCGAUGAGAUUGUCGCUGCCACCAUACAUCUUAACCACCUUAAUAAAGAUGACCUGAUGAAAAUACUUAAGAUCAUGGAGCCUUAUGAAGACAACAUGAGUUUUGUGACAAAGCCGGAUCUGAAUGCCAGCGUCAGUCUCAGCUCACUGGACAGUGGUCUCAAAAGUCCCGGGGAUAUGCUCAAAGAUACCUACAGCAGAAUGCAGCGAGCAGUUGAGGCACCAUCUAUUGAGGUUAAUGGCCUCAAUGGACAAUUAAAUGCAGAAGGCUGGUUGAAGAAUGAAAUCAAUGGUCCCACUUUGAAUGGGGUAUUGCCCAAUGUAACAUUGGACACACCUGGACCUGAUGGAGGUGCAAAGUUCCCCACCAUUGGAAUGUCUGGGCCAGUAAUGAAAGGAGCAGAUCAGGAGGGCACCCUCACACACCCUAAAGUCAGUCUAUCAACACCAGAGUUCAGCACUCCAGAUGCUUCACUUGACUUGGAGAAACCUGAGGUUAAGACAAGUGGAUUGAAGUACAAGCCUCCCAAAUUCAAAAUGCCUCACUUCAAACUACCACAAGUAAAAACCAACGCGCCAAAGGGAGAUGUGAAUGUAUCAGCAGAUUUAGAAGGCCCUGGUUUCAGUGGAGAGCUAGAGACACGAGACCUGAACCUCUCAUCCCCUGAUGUGGAAAUCAAACGACCAGAUUUGAAUGGGCCAAAUGCUGUCUUGAAAGCUCCAGAUGUUGACAUAGAGGCUCCUUCUGGCAAAUUCAAAUGGCUUACUCUCACAAAGCCCAAGUUUGGAUUAUCUGGACCAAAAAUGAAGGGACAUGAAGUGGACAUAGAUGCUGACCUGUCUGCACCUGACAUGAAUCUCUCCACUCUAAACAUUGAUGGAGAGAUAAGCGCAUCAGAUGUAGACUUGAGUAUACCAAAAGCUGAGGUAGAUCUGCAAGCUCCAGAUAUCGACAUUGAGGCUCUCUCAAGUAAAUUUAAAUGGCCUCAUUUAAAUAAACACAAAUUUGGUCUUCAUGGGCCCAAAGUCAACUCCCCUGGUGUGGAUGUUAAGGCAGAUCUGGAGAAACCAACAGUUGAUCUUUCUGUCCCAAAGAUUGAGGCUGAGAUGAGCAAUCCAGAUUUAGAACUGAAUUUACCCAAAGCAGACCUCAGCAGCCCUGAGGUAGAUGUGAAAGCCCAUGUUGUUGAUAUUCAUCCUCCCACUGGGAAACUUAAGUUCCCAACACUCAAAAAUACCAAUUUCAGGCUCUCUGGACCAAAUAUAAAAGCUCCAGACAUUGAUGUUGAUGCAGAUCUGAAGGCACCUGACCUCAGUCUCUCUGUUCUUGAAGUUGAGGCAGGGCUUAACAUGCCUGAUUUGCACACCAAUUUGCCAAAUGCAGAUAUCAAAGGCCCUGAAGUAGACCUGAACGCAUCAGAAGUGGACAUUAAGCCCGUUUCAGGGAAAUUAAAAUGGUUUACUCUAAAAAAGCCACAGUUUGGUCUCUCUGGACCCAAGGUUAAGGGUCUCGAAGAAUUGAAUCUCGCCCCUCCAAACAUUGAUGGAGAAAUAAAUGCACCAGAUGUAGAUCCUAUUUUACCCAAAUCUGACCUGGAAGGCCCAGAGGUAGAUGUUGACACUGAUGCCCAUUCUGGAAAAUUCAAGUGGUUCAACCUAAAGAAGCCCACAGCUGAUUUGAAAGGUCCAGAUGUAGAUCUUCAAGCACCAGAGGUCGACAUUAAGACACCCUCUGGAAAGCAAAGAUUUCCAACUUUAAAAAUGCCCACAAUUAACUGGACUGGACAUAAGGUGAAGGGACCAAAGCUUGAUGGUGAUCUGAAGAGAGCAGAAUUGGACCUAUCAGCUCCCAAGUUUGAUGUGAAUUUACCAGGAGCAGAUCUUCAAGGCCUUGAUCUUAACCUCUCCACACCAUCAAUUACAGCAGACAUUGCUGUUCCAGAUGUAGAUCUUCAGGCACCAGAAGUUAAUAUUGAGGCACCCACUGGAAAGAAACGAUUUCCAACUUUAAAAAUGCCUAAAAUUAACUGGUCUGGACAUAAGGUGAAGGGACCAAACCUUGAUAUUGAUACUGAUCUAAAGAAAGCAGAUUUGGACCUCUCAGCUCCGGAGGUUGAUGUGAAUUUAACAGAAGCAGAUCUCCAAGGCUCUGAUCGCAACCUCUCAGCACCAGCAAUUGAAGGAAACAUCGCUGUUCCAGAUAUCAAUGUCAGUUUGCCUGAAGCUAACCUCAAAGGACCAGAUGUAGAUUUAGACCUUGAUGCUCCCUCUGGAAAAUUCAAGUUGCCAAAACUAAAAUGGACAAAAAUAAGAAAAGUAAAAGGACCAGAACUUGAUGUUGAUCUUAAGACCCCAGAAUUAGCUGUUGAUGUUAAUUCACUUGAAGCAGAUCUGAAAGGGCCUUGUCUCAACACAAAAACAACAUAUCUCAACCUUUCAGCACCAGCAAUUGAGGAAGACAUUGCUGCUCCAGAUUUCAAUAUCAGUUUGCCUGAAGUUGACCCUGAUGCUCCGUCUGGAACAUUCAAGUUGCCAAAAUUCAAACUCCCCAAAUCCAGUUUAACAGGACCAAGAGUUAAAGGACCAAACCUUGAUGCUGAGCUAAAGGCCCCAAAAUUGGAUGUCUCUGUUCCUGAUGUGGAUGUCAGUUUGCCGACUGCUGACCUCCAAACCCCUGUAGUAGAGCUGAAAACACCCGACCUGGACCUUUCUGCUCCAAAGAUUGAGGGAACCAUUGCUGCUCCAGAUUUGAGUGUCAGUUUGCCUGAAGCUGACAUCAAAGGUCCAGAGGUAGAUCUCGACACCCCAGAAGUUGACCUUGAUGCUCCGUCUGGAACAUUCAAGUUGCCAAAAUUCAAACUCCCCAAAUCCAGUUUAACAGGACCAAGAGUUAAAGGACCAAACCUUGAUGCUGAGCUAAAGGCCCCAAAAUUGGAUGUCUCUGUUCCUGAUGUGGAUGUCAAUUUACCGACAGCUGACCUCCGGGCCACUGUAGUAGAGCUGAAAACACCAGAUGUCAACCGCUCUGCCCCCAAACUUGGUGAAGUGAAUGUACCAGAGAUUAGAAUGAAUGUACCCAAAACUGAUCUCAAAGGAACUGGACUAGUUCUAAAAGCUCCAGAUGUAGACAUUGAUGCUCCUUCAGGCAAAUUCAAAUUGCCCCAUUUUAAGCUCCCCACAUUUGGCAUUUCAGGUUCUGAACUGGAGGGACAAAACCUUGACAUUGAGACACCUGACAUUAAAGUUUCAGUUCCCAGAGUUGAGAGUGGACUUGAAGCCCCAAAGGUAGAUAUAGCUCUACCUCAAGCAUACCUCAAGCUAUCAGAUCCUAAUGUUAAAAGUGAUAUCAGUGCUCCAGAUGUAAAUCUAAGUUUACCAAAAACAGACCUCUCUGGCCCUGAGGUAGAGUUGAAUGGUCCUGAUCUAAGUCUCUCUACCCCAGGAAUUAAAGUAAGUGUCCCAGACAUUAAAGGCCCUGAGGCCAAGUUUAAAGCGAAAGACGUUGACAUUGAGGCUCCCUCUGAAAAACUGCCACAUUUUAAGAUGCCAAAGUUUGGUCUCUCGGGGCCUAGAAUAAAUGGCACAGAAUUUAAUGCUAGUGCAGAUGUAAAUACACCUGAUGUGGAAGUUUCAGUCCCCAAAAAUGAGGGAGAGAUUAGUACCCCUGAACUGAGUCUCUCUGCUCCUGGCAUUGAGGCAAGUGCUGACAUGCCAGAUUUGGAUGUAAAUGUACCAGAAGCUGACCUCAAAGUAGAUGUUGAGGAAGAGGGAGACACUCACAAAAGUACAUUCAAAUGGCCAUUCAAGUGGCCAAGCUUAAACUUAUCUGGCUCAAAAGGUAAAGAUUCUGACAUGGACGAUGAGGAAGAAUCAAAACGUGAUCAGGUGGAGGUGCCAAUGUUUACAUUUCACAGACUGCCACAGAACAACAAGAUUGAGAGUGCAUUCCAAGAUGCUGCCAAGGCCCUUGGUGAGGCGAAGGACACGCCAAAGCUUGAAAGAGGCCUUGAAACAGCUGGCGUAGAGGUCAGUUUGCCUAAAGUGAAUGAAGGACAGAAGGUGACAUCACCUUCAGGACUUAUUGACAUCAUGGAGCGGUUGAAUAGAUUUAAAGCAAAAACACCCACAGCUAAUGUCUCCCUACCAGAAGUGAAAGGUGAGCUCCAUACCCCUAGCCUUGAUGUCAGCUCUACCUCAGACGUAGAUAGUUCCACUAAGCUUAAAAGAGGGACUUUCAAAGUUACAAAACCUGAAUCUGGGAUGGGCCUGGAAUACCCUGUAGUGGACUCAGAGGGAAACGAUAGCAUGUCAAUAAGCCUCUCCAAUAUGCUUGGUCUGAAUAUCAAAGAGCCCGAUACAGAUUAUUGAUAGUUUCCAGUCAUGUGAACCGUACACUUGGGAUAAACCAACAUGAUUGUAACUGCUUUGUAAAUACAUCAAUUUGUUCAUGAGUUGACUCCAUUUUAAGGAUGUGUUUUGUCUCUAUGUACAAACAAAACAGAAACAUGUAAUUAUUUGUUUGUCGAUUCUCUGAUAACUUAGUUAAUCCAUAUGCUACUACAUCUAUAUUCAAACAGUUGAUAGCAAAAUGAAGGAAAAUAUGCUCAUUGGCUCUAUGUCUACUCAAAUGUAUUUAAAUUAUGGUAAUGUUUCCCAACUGCUGUUCACUUUUUUUUCACAAUUCUUUUUUUUUUUUACAAAUGCCUCAGUAUUGUAUCUUUCACAAUUCAGACAUGUUUCACCCAUAAAGGAGACAAUCUUUAUGGAAGCUGUCAUCUUCACAUUUUAAGCUAAAACAAUUGUUGAACAGUGAAAUGUAAUUCUACUAUUAAUUUGUUAUUUCCUUCUCCAAUAAACUACAAUAUGUCUA